GGUAGGCUUCAUAGAAAUAACACAUAUUCUGUCAGUCUAUCAGUACAUCUACACAAAUACUUAAAAAAAAAAGAACAAAAAAAAUAUACGAUAAUAUACCUCCAAAAAACACGUAAAAAUGAGUUCACUUCGGAUCAGGAUUAGUAGAGGCUCGUAUUCCACGGAAGAGCAGAGAAAGACCAAUACAGAUCGAAAGACAAUCAUGGAAGAAAAGAGAAAACUAUAUAUCCAAAAAAGAAGUACCAUGGGCCUCGCGCUUUUGGCAACAGAUACUUGGGUUCCUCCUGAGCUAUCACGGAACACGCUUGCCAAUCUAUGCAGACGUCACGAUUUUGAUGGUUUUCAUAUUGACGAGCUGUUUAAAGAAGAUUUGGAUGAAUGGGUUCCUUCUGCCCAGAGUGUCUUUGACGAUGACAGAGAUCUGUGCCGUGAGCCGACUUUUUCCAAAUUUCGCGUUCCACUAGAAAUCCGAUGCCUUGAGCGGUAUAGGCACUCUAAAAAAAAGCAAGCCAAGCAAUUUAAGUGGGAGAUAAAAAAGCUGAUCGAAAAUAUGCCUAGUGCCGGGUGUGCCUGGGAGUUUGUAAGAGUUACGAGUUACACCACGCUCUGGCCUCCGUUGCACACUCGGGAAGAGCUCCAGAUGUUCAACAAAUUCUUCACAAUGACUCCAAGAGAACAGGCGCGCUUCAAUAAAAUAAUGACCACAAACAUAACUUAACAAUUUAUACUUUACACAG
Messenger RNA from Drosophila bipectinata, 737 nucleotides. RefSeq lists its product as uncharacterized. The record is from RefSeq and is a predicted model, not a curated record. Lineage: Eukaryota; Metazoa; Arthropoda; Insecta; Diptera; Drosophilidae.